Molecule: messenger RNA, 5991 nt
Organism: Chinchilla lanigera (long-tailed chinchilla)
Lineage: Eukaryota; Metazoa; Chordata; Mammalia; Rodentia; Chinchillidae
Gene: Wwc2
Product: WW and C2 domain containing 2
Exons: 22
Coding region: 212-3499 (1095 amino acids)
Biological process (GO): regulation of hippo signaling; cell migration; regulation of DNA-templated transcription
Cellular component (GO): cytoplasm
Molecular function (GO): molecular adaptor activity; kinase binding
Source: RefSeq, a predicted model, not a curated record
GUGACAAAAAAAAAAAUAGUCACUGUGUAUUUGUUCUGUCUGUUGUAGGUUAACAAAGCCCCUGUCCUUUGCUGACUGUGUUGGGGAUGAGCUGCCAUGGGGAUGGGAAGCAGGGUUUGACCCUCAAAUUGGUGUCUACUACAUCGAUCACAUCAACAAAACCACGCAGAUAGAAGACCCAAGAAAACAAUGGCGAGGGGAACAGGAGAAAAUGCUCAAGGACUAUCUCUCAGUGGCUCAGGAUGCACUCAGGACCCAGAAGGAGCUCUAUCAUGUGAAGGAGCAAAGACUGGCUUUGGCCCUAGAUGAAUAUGAACGAUUAAAUGAUGCCUACAAGGAAAAGUCAAGUUCUCGCACAAGCCUUUUCUCAGGAUCUUCAUCCAGUACUAAGUAUGAUCCUGAUAUCUUAAAAGCUGAGAUCUCAACUACGAGAUUAAGGGUUAAAAAGCUGAAGAGAGAACUUUCACAGAUGAAGCAAGAACUGCUCUAUAAAGAACAAGGCUUUGAAACAUUGCAGCAAAUUGAUAAAAAAAUGUCUGGAGGCCAGAGUGGGUAUGAACUUAGUGAAGCCAAAGCCAUUCUAACUGAACUGAAAUCUAUCAGAAAGGCAAUUAGCUCAGGAGAAAAAGAAAAACAAGAUCUGAUGCAGAGUCUUGCUAAGCUGCAGGAGCGGUUUCAUUUGGAUCAGAACAUUGGCAGAUCUGAGCCAGAUUUGAGAUCCAGUCCUAUGAAUUCUCAGUUAUCUCUUUCCAGACAGACCCUUGAUGCUGGGUCACAAACAAGCAUUUCUGGAGAUAUCGGAAUAAGAAAUAGAUCAAAUUUAGCUGAAAAAGUCAGGCUAAGCCUACAGUAUGAAGAAGCCAAAAGAAGUAUGGCCAACUUAAAAAUCGAACUGUCAAAGCUUGACAGUGAAGCCUGGCCUGGAGCACUGGAUAUUGAGAAAGAGAAGCUGAUGCUGAUUAAUGAAAAAGAAGAAUUUUUGAAAGAGCUGCAGUUCAUCACUCCACAAAAACGCACACAAGAUGAAUUGGAAUGCCUGGAAGCCGAAAGGCAGCGGCUAGAGGAAGAGCUGCUGUCUGUGCGAGGCACACCUAGCCAGGCUCUGGCCCAGAGAUUGAAAUUGGAAGAGAAAAGAAAAGAGCUGCUACAGAAACUUGAAGAAACUACUAAAUUAGCUACUUACUUGCAUUCACAACUUAAAAGCCUCUCUGCCAGCACGCUGUCCAUGUCGUCGGGGAGCAGCCUGGGUUCCCUGGCGUCCAGUCGAGGCUCUCUGAACACCUCCAGCAGAGGGUCACUCAACUCCCUCAGUUCCAGUGAGCUCUACUACAGCAGUCAGGGCGAUCAGAUCGACGUGGAUUAUCAGUAUAAACUGGACUUCCUUCUGCAGGAGAAGGGUGGUUAUGUUCCUGCAGGGCCUAUCACCACCAUCCAUGAAAAUGAGGUGGUGAAGUCCCCCAGUCACCUGGGUCAGAGUGGACUCUGUGGAGCACCGGUUGCAGCAACUGGCCACACACCCACCUUGACGGAGGCUCCCAAGUCUGUGACGUCCCUGUCCUCGAGAUCUUCCCUUUCUUCCUUGUCCCCUCCUAGCUCUCCUUUGGUCGUAGAAGCCACAUUUCCCAUGUCUUCCCAUGAGGCCUCUCUCCAUCAGUUCAUUCCUGACUUUGAAGACUGCGAAUUGAGUGGCCAUUUUGCAGAUAGCAGCCUUGGUGAAAAUCAGAUAUUGCUGAAUGCAGAUUCAGGAGGAAUAGCCCAGUCUCUUUUAGAGGAUAAAGACCAUAAUGACUGUGCUAGGGAGCCAUUAUUUGAAGGAACUACAGAUGUGGAAAAAUCAUUACCAAAAAGAAGAAUAAUCCAUUUGCCUGGGGAGAAAACGGCUUGUGUGUCUGCUGCUGUAUCUGAUGAGUCUGUAGCUGGAGACAGUGGGGUUUAUGAAGCCUCCGUGAAACAGCCUAAUGAAAUGGAAGAUGCUCCAUAUAGCGAAGAGGAUGCAGCCGUAGUGGAAUCUGCCCAGGUGCAGAUAGGACUCAGAUACGAUGCAAAAAGUUCGAGUUUCAUGGUGAUUAUAGUACAACUGCGAAAUCUGCAUGCCUUCUUGAUACCUCAUACUUCAAAAGUGUAUUUUAGGGUUGCUGUUCUUCCUUCCUCAACUGAUGUCAGCUGUUUAUUUCGAACAAAAGUCCAUCCACCCACAGAGUCUGUGCUGUUCAACGAUGUAUUCAGAAUGGCCAUUUCCCAAACAACCUUGCAGCAGAAGACACUGAGAGUUGAUCUUUGCUGUGUCAGUAAACACCGCAGGGAAGAAUGCCUGGCCGGAACUCAGGUCAGCCUGGCAGAUUUACCAUUUUCCAGUGAGGUUUUCACUCUGUGGUACAAUUUGCUCCCUUCCAAGCAAGUGCCUUGCAAGAAGAGCGAAGAGGAAAAUGAGGCCUCUGCAUUUCAGUCAAACCCGCCAUCAGCAGAUUCUAUAGACUUGGAUGCAGUGUCAGCCUUGCUUGCGAGAACAUCGGCUGAGCUGUUAGCUGUUGAACAAGAAUUAGCACAAGAAGAAGAGGAAGAACCGGAGCCAGAAGAAGAGCAUCAGGGUCUAGAAGGAGACUGGUUAACAAUGCUGAGAGAGGCCUCUGGUGAAAUUGUGGCUGAAAAAGGGGCUGAAGUUAAGUUGGCAGAAGACAGUAGCUUCACAGAGGAUUUAGAUUCAUGCGCUAACUCGCCUGAGAUGAAUGAAGACAGGUGUAGGAAAGAAAAUGAGUGUGCCAGAAACCAUACAAGAGAGUUACCUACUGGAAUACCUGCCCUGGUUGACAAAGAGACAAAUACCGAUGAAGCAGUUAGUGACAGCAUGGCAGUUCGCCCCAAAGACCGCAGCAACCUGAGCUCUCGACAGCAUCCUUUUGUAAGGAGCAGCGUGAUAGUGCGCUCCCAAACAUUUUCUCCAGGAGAGCGGAGCCAGUACAUCUGCAGGUUAAAUCGAAGUGACAGUGACAGUUCAACUUUGGCUAAAAAAUCACUCUUUGUGAGAAACUCCACUGAACGGCGCAGUUUGCGGGUCAAAAGGACACUUUGCCAGCCAGUCCUCAGAAGAACAGCCCAAGAAUGCCCGGUACGCACAUCUCUAGACCUAGAACUGGACCUUCAGGCCUCUCUAACCCACCAGAGCCGCCUCAAUGAUGAGCUGCAGGCCCUGAGGGACUUGCGGCAAAGGCUGGAGGAGCUAAAAGCUCAGGGAGAGACGGACCUUCCCCCGGGUGUGCUGGAGGACGAGAGAUUCCAAAAGCUCCUGAAACAGGCGGAGAAACAGGCUGAGCAGUCAAAAGAAGAGCAGAAGCAAGAUUUAAAUGCCGAGAAGUUGAUGAGGCAGGUCUCCAAGGACGUGUCCCGGCUUCGGGAGCAGAGCCGGAAGGUGCCUCAGCAGGUGCAGUCGUUCAGGGAGAAGAUUGCCUACUUCACCCGAGCGAAGAUCAGCAUCCCUUCCCUGCCAGCUGAUGACGUGUGACCCAUGGCAGGACACAUUGCUUCUCACCUGUUCACUUUCUUAGGGAGGGCAGAAGACUGAACAUUUGCUUUGUUUUCGUUUUGUUUUGUUUUUUGUAGCAUAACUGUCAGCUCUUAUUCACACAAGAUUGUCAACCAGAUGUCAAUUUGUAAAGUACCUUUUGUUUAAUGUCCUGUAUGUUUAAAGAAGAAAAAUCAGAUAUCAAAACUGGGCCGCGCUGGUACACAAAUGCUGCACGUGUGCGUGUUUCCACUGCAGUGGACCUUAUUGCAUACAGUGCAAUAGAGGCAGCGCCAGUGUUUGUCCAUUCAGCUGGGCCCAGCAGAAGGUGGUCUUGGCUUUCUCUGCUUCCUGUGAGCAGACUGUGAAGGGCUUAGUGCUGUGUGGCAUUUCUGAAGUAAGAGCAGCUCCUUCCUUGGAAGGGGAGCCUGGUAUAGGUGUGAGCACACAGCUGCAAGGCCAGCCGAGAUAGGUGUUCUGUUCAUCCCCAUUACCUUUGUUGGAACACAUUUUUCCUUAACAGGGUUGUUUAGAGAAAACAAAAAUGAAAAAUAAUGAGUACAACAGUAGAAGAACACAAAGGAGCAGUGCCCCUGACUACACUAAGAGCUUGUAACCCGUAGCAUUGAGGGUGAGAACAGAGAGAAGACAAUGCAGUUAUCUUAAAACACACUCAAGGAACACAGCAACUGAGCAGCUGCUGCUUCUGACCUGACCUGAAUUUGCAAGAUUUCCCAUGUGAGUUUCUGGCCUUCUCCAGGGUUUCUUCCCUGACGCCGAGGAGUAGCAUGUGUGGCCCUGGGCUCUGAGGACAGACAGUACUGGUGAUGCGGAGGGAAACAUCCGCACGCAUGUGGUGACGCCAAGAACAGAGGAAAGGCUGUGUCUUAAGUGAAUCAGAGUUGCCAAAAGAAAAAAAAAGCUUGUCCAACACACUUCUGACAUCUACUAGAAAUUUCCUUGCAGCCCUCAGUUGAAGGGCAUUCUGUCUAUAACCGGUGUUAGGUCGCUGGGAAGCAAAGGAAAGAGUAUGCCUAGAAGUGUUAUUAAUUUGAAGUAAUAAUGGGCCAAAUCAUGUGUUUAAAAUAAAAAAGAAGAAAGAACGAAAGAAAAAACUAUCCUGGAUGAAUGAGUUCAAAGAUAUAAACUGACAAAAGUGUCAGGUCCUCCAAUUUAAAAUUUUAUCUUACCCAGUGUGGGCACGUCUUUAAAAAGUUAAGUGCUCAGUAUGGCUUUGCCAGCAUAAAUACUAAGUUUUUAAAAUACUUAAACUUUAGGCCAUUUAAACCAUACUUAUUUCUCAGUGUGGUAUACUGGAAAGUGCAGUGUUAGGUUAGCCAUCUUAUAUAGCAAAGCAAAUCAGUUCCUUUAGAAAUAAAAAAUUAUCUUAAAAUAAUGGACCCCUUAAAGGAAAAGAUCUGUUCCUUUUGCUUGAAGCCUCAUUUGCAUAAUUUUUAUUUUCUUAAAACUACUUAUACAUAAUUAUCAGAAUAAGAGUUCAAAUUAAGCAGUUUCUGAGCCUAAAAUUUUAAUUUUUUUCUAAAUGUUUCACCACUAUAUACAAAUUUCUUUGAAAAUAUAACUGGACGUGACCCUGCUUUGAACAGAAGUCAGCCUAGUGGUCAACUGAAUCUAGUCCUUCGUGGCUGUGCAGGUUGUUUUGUUGGAUGACUAAGGAAAACUAGAAAAAGAAUACCAUUCUUCCUUGCUGAGAUUAAAUGUGAAAGACAGAAGUUUAUUUAAUGUAGAGUUAAAUGAAGGUCAGCUGUUUUCAGCUUCUUAGUCUGACCAUGAAAAUGUGUAUAGAACUGUGUGUAGUUCUACCGUACGAUUUUAUUUUCUUCAUUUAUUUAUUUACGGUCUUAUUUAUGUUCUGUUUAAUAUAUAGUUUGGUUCGGCCAUUUUAAAUGUUUGACAUAGAAGAGGCUAUAUUGGAGUAUUUACAGCUUUAUAAAUCUUCAUCAGAUCAACUGUUAACUUUUUGUAGUACAAAAAGUUUCAGACAAGUAUUAAAGAAACAAAAUCUGUCUCUGGCUGAUAGUUAACAAUUGUGACCAAGAAGCUUUGGGUUUUAUGUUAUAAAAUUUUCUCAUUUCUAACAUGAGAGGCAAACUUAUUUUGAUAUAAUCCUUUUCCACAUUUUAAAAAUCAGCAAUAAUAUUCUUUAUUUAUAGGCAGCUUUUAAUAACCCCAUCAUAUUUGUACUAACCCAAUGAUUCACAGUGAUGAGACAUUUUACUAACUUGAUCACAAAACCAUAUGGACAAAUAUGAAUUUUAAUAUUAUAAAUACUAUUUUAAAGAGGUAGAAUUUAUUCUGCACAGGGUAAAAAGAAUAUAAUAUUUAGUUGUCAACUUUGAAUUAUCAGUAUGUUAUUACAGUUUUGUAUAUCAGAAUCUUAAGUAUUACAGGUACAAAAAGAAUAUUACUAGCCAAAUGAACAAAGUUUAGUUGAAUCUCUCUAGUAUGCAAAUCAAAUAAAUUUAAAAUCU